CGGAGGGGUCGGCUGGAGUUGUUUUCUGCGCUCCGCGCUGCCGGAGUGGUGCCGAGCGCCUAAGGCAGGGCUGGGGGUCGUGCCGCGGCCUCUUCUCCCUGGGGACAGCGGCGGAUUCGGACCCUUGCUGUGCUGUGGGGAAAGGCGGAGGCAGUGUGAGGGACGAGGGCGUGAGGAGAUGGGGCCAGUGCGGAUGCCCUCGUCAAUGUGCAAGCCGGCAAGAGUAGCGCAGGCUAUUGCAGAUAUGCAUGAGGAAAGUAAAGGUGCAGCAAAUGGAUGUGGCAAAAUCCGAAGUGGCACUCAGAAUGAAGCUGCUUUACUGGCCCUGAUGGAGAAGACUGGAUAUAGCUUGGUUCAAGAAAAUGGGCAAAGAAAAUUUGGUGGUCCUCCACCAGGUUGGGAAGGUCCUCCACCACCUCGUGGAUGUGAAGUUUUUGUGGGUAAGAUUCCUCGUGAUAUGUAUGAAGAUGAAUUAGUUCCUGUUUUCGAGAGAGCUGGGAAGAUCUAUGAGUUCAGACUGAUGAUGGAAUUCAGUGGUGAGAAUCGAGGCUAUGCUUUUGUGAUGUACACUACUAAAGAGGAAGCCCAGCUAGCCAUCAAAUUUCUGAAUAAUUAUGAAAUUCGUCCAGGGAAAUUUAUUGGUGUCUGCGUAAGUCUGGACAACUGCAGACUCUUUAUUGGAGCAAUUCCAAAAGAAAAGAAGAAAGAUGAAAUACUAAAUGAAAUGAAAAAAGUUACAGAAGGAGUGGUGGAUGUCAUUGUUUAUCCAAAUGCCACUGACAAAACCAAAAAUCGUGGCUUUGCAUUUGUAGAAUAUGAAUCUCACAGAGCAGCUGCGAUGGCUAGAAGGCGGCUUAUCCCAGGAACAUUCCAGCUCUGGGGUCAUACUAUUCAAGUAGACUGGGCAGACCCAGAGAAAGAAGUUGAUGAAGAGACAAUGCAGAGAGUUAAAGUAUUAUAUGUUAGAAAUUUAAUGAUGUCUACUACAGAAGAAACAAUUAAAGCUGAAUUCAACAAGUUCAAGCCAGGAGUAGUUGAACGUGUGAAGAAGCUGAGAGACUAUGCUUUUGUUCAUUUUUUCCACCGAGAAGAUGCAGUUGCUGCUAUGUCUGUAAUGAAUGGAAAGUGCAUUGAUGGAGCUAGCAUUGAAGUAACACUGGCAAAGCCAGUUAACAAAGAAAGUACUUGGAAGCAACACUUCAAUGGUCAGAUAAGUCCUGGUUCUGAAAAUCUCUUAGGGUUUCCUAACAAAGAAGAUGGUCAUCAAAAAUCCAUAGGGAAACCAGCAAGUCUUUCGGUUCGUCUUAAUGGUCAGCACAGUCCAGGCCCUCCUGAAAUAGAAAGAUGUACAUACCAGUUUUUUCCAGGAAUAAAGCUUACUCCAAUUAGCGUGUAUUCUUUAAAAUCCAGUCACUUCAGUUCUGCAGCAAUGCAUCUGGAUUAUUUUUGCAAUAAAAAUAACUGGGCACCACCAGAAUACUACUUGUAUUCAACCACAAGUCAGGAUGGGAAAAUACUCCUGGUGUACAAGGUGUUUAUUCCUAGUAUUGCAGACAGUUCCCAGAGUUACUUCAUGCCAGACAAACUUUGUACAACAGUAGAAGGUGCAAAGGAAUUGGCAGCACAGUUCACACUUCUACAUCUAGCCCCUGAGCAAGCAUAUAGAACUUUGCUGUCCCUGAAUGCAACACUGUGGGAUAGUAGAGCCAACUGCACACCCUAUUUGGCUUGAAUUGCCCUGAAGAAGAAAAGUUUGGAAUGUGUUGCUUUGGAUUUUGCCACGAAAGGAAAAAAAUACCACACUGAUACAUAAUUACUGGAAAUUCACAUUACAUGUUUUAUUGAUGAAUAAGUCUUCAAGGCACGUGUGUAUUAAACAUUUAACUUUAAAGAUUAGUGACAUGGAAUGUUAAAUUGUUUUGGUUAGCUUGAUUAAAUUUGUUUUGAAAAGAUAAUUUGUUUAAAAGAUUUUUAUUACCUGUAAUAGUUUAUACAACAGUGUCUUAUUUUUAGUGUUGAAAUAAUUUGCUACACUUCCUACUCUUGUAUUUUGAGCUUCACGCAGAAUUUUUACAGCUUCUGUUGUAACUAAUGCAUCUUAAGCAAACAUUUAAAAAAAAGAAAAGCAACACUGAAGACUCACCACCCUGUCAACCCUGCCUUUUCAUACAUAAACAUACAUACUAUGAAACUUAAAUACCACCCUCAGAUUUGUUGCUGUAACCUGAUGCAAAAUCUUAUAGGAAGAACAUGUCCAAUAAAAUCUUUGUUUCUGGUAUAACAUUGCAUGAAUGGAGGAGUGGUAUUUUGAGGGGCUUUAUGUUGAUGUACCAUCAGGCUCCAUGAGAUAUCUUGCUGUAGUGAUAACGUAGAGAUUCAAUACCUUAGAUAAUUCUUUGAGACAAAAAUGGGCAACAAAAACAUCUUGACACGUACAAGUUAUGUGUACUUUUAUGUACAGUUCACUAAGUUGCAUUUUGCGUUGUUAGCACCUUUCUGCUGGGACAUGUGUGCAUCCAUGGUCACAGGGGCCUGACUCUUACCCAGGCUGUCCGUUGUAACCAGCACUUCCUCUUGCCCAUGCUUGCCAUGUGGAACAGCAGCUUGCUCACUUUCUGAUCAGGCCAUGUUCUUCUUAAAAACAUCAUUUAGCAUUAAACUGAAAAUGGUUUUCAAGUUUUUAAAUCGGGUAUAUGUAAUUCAUUUUGAGUGAGACAUCUUUAUUUUUAUUGUGACUAUUUAGCAUUUCUCAGGAAAGUGCCUUAUUUAUUGAAUGAUAAAAAAUAAAGGCCUUUUUUUUCUUUUUUAAAAAUCUGAAACUAAUACAGUAGAUCAUCCUUCUUUUUGAAUUUGGGGUAUAGUUUCAGUUCCUGGUCAAGGAAUGGGCUAAGUAGCAUAUGUUAAGAAUCUAAGAACCUGACCUAUGCAAGUAUUGGUUGUAAUCUGUUGUGUCUGAAAAGUGUUUGUCAAAAUGGAAUAUUAUGUAGACAGAAAACAAUGCAAUGGAAAGAUAUAAAGUUGAAUAUUUUUUUCUUAAAAGCAGUCAACUAUUGUGGUCCAUUACAUAUUUUAGUUUAACCUACUUCAUCAGCAUAUGAAAUUGUCUUUUUUGGUGUUAAUUUAGGUGCAGUUGUAGUAGUUUAAUUUUAUUUGCAUUUAAUAUUAGCUACAUAGCAGUUGUUUUAAGUGUUGUAAUUUUUAAUGUUGAAAUCAUGUGUUUGACUUCUGUACUUGAAUUAACAUUUAUAUUAAAUUUAUGCUGUUAGUA
Messenger RNA from Columba livia (rock pigeon), 3268 nucleotides. RefSeq names its product RNA binding motif protein 46 (gene RBM46). The coding region runs from base 179 to 1732 and encodes 517 amino acids. The transcript is spliced from 6 exons. Gene Ontology annotation, cellular component: nucleus. NCBI's taxonomy places the organism in Eukaryota, Metazoa, Chordata, Aves, Columbiformes, Columbidae. The record is from RefSeq and is a predicted model, not a curated record. Gene Ontology annotation, molecular function: mRNA binding.